This is a messenger RNA of Pteropus alecto (black flying fox), 4217 nucleotides long. RefSeq names its product leucine rich repeat and Ig domain containing 4 (gene LINGO4). The record is from RefSeq and is a predicted model, not a curated record. Gene Ontology annotation, molecular function: protein binding. The transcript is spliced from 2 exons. NCBI's taxonomy places the organism in Eukaryota, Metazoa, Chordata, Mammalia, Chiroptera, Pteropodidae. Bases 1584 to 3365 code for a protein of 593 amino acids.
UCCUGCCAGCUCAGCAAGGAAAUGGUUGGGCACCCUGCCCCUUUCCUGGGGUCAGAACAAAAAAAAACUGCAUCCAUGGAGGGCGAGGGGCUGGGGAUGAUAUUUUUAUGGGAUUUGGGUAUAGGAUAAGGUACAAUGAAGGCUGAGACCAUCAUAGAGAGUUAGAACUCAGACCUCUAUGUGUAUUUUACAAACAGACGUUAGGGGUUAGCACCAGCCGGAUCAGAGACACAAGUCCACAUGCAGGUGGACCACACACUCACUCAAACUAUUACGCAGCUCUAGAGACAGACGCCUCUGAUCGGACGCGAUCUGUCUUCCUUGAGGUUGUGGCUCAGAGGAGUUUAGUGGCCUCAGGAAGAGCGCCAGCCCUGAGGGAGCCCAAGAGCAUUUCCCUGUGCCCCGUGCACCAACCUUAGACCUGGGGUGCUCCAGGCUCUGUCCCGGCUCGGCUUUCUCCUAUGACAAGAAACCACGAGAGAAGCGGAGAUGGCUGGACGCUGGUCAGAGGCCAGGGACAGACUCUCGGAGGACUGUCUGGGCCCCGCCCCCCGGCCCUGCUCCCAUUACAGAGAGGACGCCUCCACCACCCAGCGGCUGGGCACCACCGGCACCAGCAGGCAGUUUUUCUCCAGCCCUGACCUUCCCCAGGGCUCGUCCUGGCUCUGUAAAGAGCUGUGAGCCGCCCCCCCCCGCCCCCCGCUGAGGGAGAAACAGCAGGUGAUAGGAGGGGUUAGCCGGGGAAACCUAAACCCCGACUUGUGCCAUUCUUUAUAAAAGGAUCUUAAAGGCCAGAGGUGUGUGUGUGUGUCGGGGAGCGGGGGAGCCUUAAGUAGAUUACCUACAUGCCGCCCUGCAGUAGCGCUGUGGGUGGGGAGGGUUAGGGGGGACCCUGGUCUCCAGCCCGGCCACCAUCAGUGUUGCAGGGACUCUAGCCCCCACUCCAAGCAUCCCCCCGCUGAGGCUUGGGGUCCGAGCCUCAGGGACCCCCAUCGAAGGAGCUUCAAACUCGGCUCCCCAGUGGAUGCUCUGGGCUGAGAACUUUGCCCACAAAUGGUACCCACAGGAGGUGUUUAGACAGAGAGGUCGCACAGGGUUGCCCUGCACCUGCCAGACUAAAUGACAGCCCCAAGGCAGGUGCUCGGCCCGGGGGGUCUGGAGCCCGAAAGACCCUUCCGAGCUGCCCGGCUGCUUCUGCAGCGGCCGGGAGCCUGGGGGCCACAGAGCCGCCCGCACCCCUCCCUCUCUGCACGCUGGAGUGCCGCCCGCUGCAGCCUCCCUGGCUGCUUUAUUUAUUUAUUUUGCACCAACAGGGUUGCUGCAGACUCAUUCUCGCCUGGUUUAAAAAGAGAGAGAGAGGAAAAAAAAAAAACGGAGAAACGCUUUCUGGCUCUUUUCUCUACCUUGGUCUUGGCAGCGGCAGCAGCAGAGGCAGCGGCGGGCGGGCGGGCAGGGGGCAGUGGGAGUGAGGCGCACUGGGGAGGUGCAGGCCGAAGUGACCUCGAAUGGGACAGGCCCCCAACCCCGGACAGAUGCAGCGGCCAACUUGAUGCCGCCCUCCACUUCUCCGGACUGAAGAGGGGAUGGCCACGGCCACAACUCCAAAGCAAGCCUGGCACCCGUGGCGACCCCUCCUUAUCCUGCUGCUCCUGCUGGGAGGGAGCGGUGGCAGCUGCCCGCCCGCGUGUGACUGCACCUCCCAGCCCCGGGCCGUGCUCUGCGCCCACCGGCGGCUGGAGGCUGUGCCUGGGGGACUCCCGCCGGACACGGAGCUCCUGGACUUGAGUGGGAACCGCCUAUGGGGGCUUCAGCGGGGGAUGCUCUCCCGCCUGGGCUUGCUCCAGGAACUGGACCUCAGCGACAACCAGCUGUCGGCCCUGGAGCCCGGGGCCUUCCUUGGCCUGCAAAGCCUGCUCACCCUGAGGCUGCAGGGCAACCGGCUGCGAAUCCUGGGGCCCGGGGUGUUCUCCGGCCUGUCCGCCCUCACGCUGCUGGACCUCCGCCUCAACCAGAUCGUCCUCUUCCUCGACGGAGCUUUUGGGGAGCUGGGCAGUCUCCAGCAACUGGAGGUUGGGGACAACCACCUGGUGUUUGUGGCUCCGGGGGCCUUUGCAGGGCUGGCCAAGCUGAGGUCCCUCACCCUGGAGCGCUGCAACCUCAGCACAGUGCCUGGCCGGGCCCUGGCCCGGCUCCCAGAACUGGGGGCCCUUCGGCUUCGAGACCUGGACAUUGGGAGGCUGCCGGCGGGGGCGCUCCGGGGGCUGGGGCAGCUCCAGGAGCUGGAGAUCCACCGCUGGCCUGCCCUGGAGGCCCUGGAGCCAGGGAGCCUGGCCGGGCUCAACCUCAGCAGCCUGGCCAUCACCUGCUGCAACCUGAGCGCGGUGCCCUUCCAGGCGCUGCACCACCUGAGCUUCCUGAGGGUCCUGGACCUCUCGCAGAACCCCAUCUCGGCCAUCCCGGCCCGGAGGCUCAGCCCCCUGGUGCGGCUCCAGGAGCUCCGCCUGUCCGGGGCGUGCCUCACCUCCAUCGCUGCCCACGCCUUCCACGGCUUGACCGCCUUCCACCUCCUGGACGUGGCGGAUAACGCCCUGCAGACGUUGGAGGAAACGGCCUUCCCUUCUCCGGACAAACUGGUCACCCUGAGGCUGUCCGGCAACCCCCUGACCUGUGACUGCCGCCUCCUCUGGCUGCUCCGGCUCCGCGGCCGCCUGGACUUCGGCUCGUCUGCCCCUGCGUGCGCCGGCCCCCAGCAUGUCCAAGGGAAGAGCCUCAGGGACUUCUCGGACAUCCUCCCCCCGGGCCACUUCACUUGCCAGCCGGCCCUGAUCCGAAAGUCCGGACCAAGAUGGGUCAUCGCAGAGGAGGGGGGACGUGCUAUCUUCUCCUGCUCUGGGGAUGGGGACCCAGCCCCCACAGUCUCUUGGAUGAGGCCUCAGGGGGCUCGGCUGGGAAGGGCUGGGAGAGUAAGGGUCCUAGAGGACGGGACGCUGGAGAUCCGCUCAGUGCAGCUACGGGACAGAGGGCCCUAUGUCUGCGUGGUCAGCAACGUCGCUGGGAAUGACUCCCUGAGGACCUGGCUGGAAGUAAUCCGAGUUGAGCCACCAAACGGCACUCUCUCUGACCCCAACAUCACCACGCCAGGGGGCCCGGGGCCUUUCUUCCUGGACAGCAGAGGCGUGGCGAUGGUGCUGGCGGUGGGCUUCCUCCCCUUCCUCACUUCCGUGACCCUCUGCUUCGGCCUCAUUGCCCUCUGGAGCAAGAGCAAAGGCCGGGUCAAGCAUCACAUGACCUUCGACUUUGUGGCUCCUCGGCCCUCAGGGGAUAAGAAGUCUGGGGGGAACCGGGUCACCGCCAAGCUCUUCUGACCCUUCCCUCCACACCAGGGACCCGGCCACGCCAGCUUCGGGCGUCAAAGGGACGGGAAGGAAAUAAGGCUGCUUGGACGGGAACCAGGUCCCAAGCGGCCUCAGCCUCCCACACCUGCCUGCACCCAGCCCAUUAAGGGGGCCUGACAGAAGGUCAGCCUCGUGCUUCUGCAGUCUCAAUGCCAUUGUCAUCUCUUCCCUGAGGGUCCCAGGGAGCUGGGACUAGACGCUGUAGCCAGCCCAGGCCUCCCGUGCCACACACAGAGCAGGAAAUAGGACCAGGGCUCUGUCUGCUCGUCUAACCACCAGGCUUUCUUCACACAUGUGCCAACCACCGCUAUGAAGUCACUUCUGAGGGAAGGGCCACUUGCUUCUCAGAGACUCUGCUCCUCACCCAGGGGGUCUCCCUCUCUCUUCUGCUCCAUCCCCUUUGCCCACACAAGGAACUGGGGUCAAGGACCUCAGCCCGCGGGGAAGAGGACGUGAGAGUGGGCUGGGGAGGGCAGCUCUACACUGGCGCUGCGUCCUCCCCGUGAGUCCUCGCCACCUGCUUCUGCGUCACAUCAUUAAACCUGCUGCCCAGCAGCCGUGACAGGGGCAGCCCAAACUAAACAUGAUUUCUGCAGUUUUCUUUACUUCAGACCUUUUCUGCCCCUUAUUUCUGUCACAUCUCCCCCUUCUGAUCCCAAUGGCCUCGCCUGAAUCUAACAAACAGGUUUAUGGAAAAGGGGACCGGCCCACUUCAGUGCCCACUUCAGUGCCAACCCUGUCCGCGCGCUCUGCGCGUCUGGGGCGGAGAAGCGAGCCUCGGAGGCCUUCAGAGGAUCGCUCCGCAGAAACCGCGGCCCAGGA